AAAAAGUACCCACGGAAAAUCGAAUCGGAAAAAAUAAUCGUUUUCCCUUUCUUCCGAAGUCGUCCUCUUCUUCCCGUCGCUUCGCCGUGCCGCACCACGGAAGGGAGGAGGCUUCCCCGCGAAGCUCGCCAUGAUCUCGCCGGAGAGGAGCCCGUCGCAGAGCCCGCGGGCCCCGGCGGCGCCGGCGGCGGGGGCGCCGUUCCUGUCGAUCUACGUCACGGAUCCCGUCAAGAUGGGUACCGGCGUGCAGGCCUACAUCUCCUACCGCGUCAUCACCAAGACCAACUUGCCUGAAUUUGAGGGACCAGAGAAAAUUGUUAUUCGUCGCUAUAGUGAUUUCGAAUGGUUGCAUGAUAGGCUUGCUGAGAGGUACAAAGGCAUUUUUAUACCUCCCCUUCCAGAGAAGAAUGCUGUUGAGAAAUUCCGGUUUAGCAAGGAGUUCAUUGAAUUGCGGCGUCAAGCUCUGGACUUAUUCGUUAACAGGAUAGCUUCACACCCUGAACUCAAGCAAAGUGAAGUCUUGAGGGUAUUUUUGCAGGCAGAUGAAGAGAAAAUGGAUAGGGCAAGGUCUUAUGAGACCGGCAUUUUUAAGAAACCAGCAGAUUUCUUACAGAUGUUUAAGGAUGUACAGUCAAAAGUCAGCGAUGUUGUUCUGGGAAAAGAAAAGCCGGUGGAGGAAUCUACCCCUGAAUAUGAGAAGCUUAAAAAUUACAUAUUUGAGCUAGAAAAUCAUUUAGCAGAGGCACAGAAACAAGCAUACCGUCUUGUGAAAAGACACAGAGAACUUGGGCAAUCUUUGGCGGAGUUCGGAAAGGCGAUUAAGCUUUUGGGUGCUUGUGAAGGAGAUGUAAUGGAAAAGGUGUUUUCUGAAGUUGGUUCCAAGUCAGAGAUGUUAUCAAUAAAACUGCAAAGAGAGGCAGACAACCUUCUCUUUAACUUUGAAGAGCCGUUGAAAGAUUAUGUCCGUGCUGUGCAAUCAAUAAAAGCCACUAUGAUGGAUCGAGCCAAUGCUUUCAGGCAGCACUUUGAUUUGGAUCAGGAGAGGAAGUAUAAGGAGCUUAACCUUGAAAAAUUGAAGUUCAUGAACCCCGAGAAGUAUGCUGAAGCAGAAUCAGAGUUUAGAGAGUUGAAAGCAGAUAGCGAGGAGGCUACGAAGAAGUUUGAACACAUAGUUAGACUGAUGAAUGAAGAACUCGGUCGUUUCCAGGAGCAAAAAACAGCUGAUAUCGGACUUGCAUUCCAUGAAUUUGCCAAAGGGCAGGCUAAGCUAGCUAAAGACAUUGCUGAUGCAUGGCGCAGCAUCCUCCCAAAGCUGGAAGCUUGUUCGACAUCACAAGUUGAGUUUUAGGCUGUUUUUUUCCUGGCCUGUUUUGACACUGAUUCCUGUAUACUUAAAAGUGAUGUUUGGAGAUGAUCCAGCUAUUAGAUUCAGUCAGACAGCAUUUCUUCCUGUUCGAGUAUGUGUAACCGUCUUCUUUUCUUGGAUCAGUUGACAAUUUGACAUAACUACUGGAAUCUCGUAAUAAUGAUAAUCAAUGAUGAAGAAAUA
Molecule: messenger RNA, 1549 nt
Organism: Panicum hallii
Lineage: Eukaryota; Viridiplantae; Streptophyta; Magnoliopsida; Poales; Poaceae
Product: sorting nexin 1
Exons: 11
Coding region: 131-1348 (405 amino acids)
Cellular component (GO): endosome
Molecular function (GO): phosphatidylinositol binding
Source: RefSeq, a predicted model, not a curated record